UGGCGCUCAGUUACCCCUUGGAUCCCGUCGCGGUCUCGCGUUCCGCCCGCUGCCCCGGAUUGACCCGAGCUCGAGCCCGUCACAAGUCUAAGUUGCACGUGAGAAUCACACGCGUGAGUUUCGGCCAAUCGCCUGCCAGUGAAAUUUUCCGGGGAGAUUUUCUACAGAACCGUCGGUGCAGCGCAAAAGGCGAAAUUCAGCUUGGAUUUUUUGUUGACAGAACGUUUAGAAACAUAUCUCUGCAUCUCGUGAAAGCGUCGCAAACUCGGUGAAUCGCGGACAGGCCCUGAUAUUCUGUUUUUAAUCCUCUUUGCUUUGAUACGGGUGAACAGUUGACGUAAAUUUUUCUGACAUUUCUCAGGUAACAUUCCUAGAACGAGAUACAAUUUGCGAUAGACGUAAGCAUCGGAAAUUAUAAACCUCAAGUUUCACAUAAGCAAUAAAACAAACUAUCGAGAAUCUGUGCUCUUGAGCUGUUAUUGGAUUAGCUAGGCCGUUGAGGGCAGGUUCCGUUCCGGUCGCUAAUGCUCACCUAGUUUCGCGUGUUCUCAUUUCGAGGAACGAAUGCAGUUCGUAGUAUGUUUCAUGUGCACCAGUGCUAGUGUUUGGACCAGUGUUUGGACAGGGACGUUUGAUCGAUUUUGAAGGAUUACGCUCCAAGUUUACAGAGCCCGUUAUUUGCGAAUGCGAUCCAGGUUACGAUGAGGUGGCUCCCUGCGAUACCACCAGUGCGAGAAGGCGAGGAUAAGAGAAUGGACCCGAGGACGACGACAGGACCGGGAUCUCGGCGGUGGUAAAGGGAGCGGACGGUCGGCUAGCACCUCGGCGAUGGACAUGGACAACUCGCCGGAGCUGGUGGACGUGCUCAAGCUGUCCAAGAAGCGCCUCAAACGGCUCCGAUGAGAUGAUCGUGAAUAUUAUGGACGAGCUGAUCGCGACCUUGCCGAGCAACGUAUCCGCAUCAGCAUCCGUAUCAGCAUCCGUAUCCGCAUCCACCGCAGCGGCGACGACGCAAUCCCUCCUCCGGUCAUCGACCUCCGUGACGAUCAGCGUCACCUCGGUCACGAUCAACUCGGUGACGACGGCGAUGGCGAUCCAGCAGACGACGCUGGCGGCGGCGACGACGACGGCGGCGGCGAUCCCGACGGCGGUGGCCGAGAUGGUGGCGCACCAGAGCAUGGCGCUCGUCAUCACCAAGGCCAUCAUCAUGGGCACCAUCAUCGUGGCGGCCGUCCUCGGCAACGCCCUCGUCAUCAUCUCCGUCGUCCGGCACCGCAAGCUCCGCAUCAUCACCAACUACUACGUCGUCAGCCUCGCCUUCGCCGACCUCCUCGUCGCCCUCUGCGCCAUGACCUUCAACGCCAGCGUCGAGAUCACCGGCCGAUGGAUGUUCGGGUACUUCAUGUGCGACGUGUGGAACUCGCUGGACGUGUACUUCUCGACGGCCUCGAUCCUGCACCUGUGCUGCAUCUCGGUGGACCGCUACUACGCCAUCGUGCGCCCGCUCCAGUACCCGAUCACCAUGACCCACCGCACGGUGAGCUUCAUGCUGGCCAACGUCUGGGUCCUCCCGGCGCUCAUCGCCUUCACGCCCAUCUUCAUGGGCUGGUACACCACCGCCGAGCACGAGCUCUUCCGCCGCAAGAACCCCCACGUCUGCAACUUCGUCGUCAAUAGCUAUUACGUCAUCAUCUCCUCCUCCGUCUCCUUCUGGAUCCCGGGGGUCGUCAUGCUCACCAUGUAUUAUAGGAUAUACAAAGAGGCAGUGCGACAACGUAAAGCCCUGUCUCGGACCUCUAGCAAUAUAGUUUUGAACUCAAUUCACCAGCAUCGGAUGCAGCACCGGAGCCACUACAGUCACCGACUCCACGCGACCCCACGGGGGGACGGUGACCUGCCCCCAGCGCCGGCCCCCCUGGCCCCCCUCCCUGUGUCCCCCCCUCUGCCUCCCCCUCUGCCGAGCGGCCAGCUCUCGCCCAACAACUCCAGCUGCCUCUCGUCCACCUCCACCAACAACAAUAAGGCUGAUUCCACCGUCACGCUCAACGUAAACGGCUCAACGUCAACGACUGUGGUGAAAACAACUACGUCUUGGCGGACUGAACACAAGGCUGCUCGAACUCUAGGCAUCAUUAUGGGUGUCUUCCUCAUCUGCUGGCUCCCGUUUUUUCUAUGGUACGUGAUCACGACGCUUUGCGGGGAGCCGUGCGACUGUCCAUCGGUGGUGGUGACGGUGCUCUUCUGGAUCGGGUACUUCAACUCGGCGCUGAACCCGCUCAUCUACGCCUACUUCAACCGGGACUUCCGGGAGGCCUUCAAGAACACCCUCCAGUGCGUCUUCCCGUGCUUCCUCCGCUGCUGCCCGCCCGAACCCGACAACUCCAAGUUCAUGUAGCAAAGGCGCCGUCCCUCGCCCACGUGUCAAAUGGCAAUCAGCGACAUCAGCACCAAACACCAGGAGCAAUCGCUUCACUGAAAUUGGUCCCCGAAUGUCGUCACAUUCCGGCCCAAGUAUCACAAGCGCCAGGCGACGUUUAAAAAUUUCCGCCGCACUGAAAACAAUUCUCGGCGUU
Molecule: messenger RNA, 2573 nt
Organism: Bemisia tabaci
Lineage: Eukaryota; Metazoa; Arthropoda; Insecta; Hemiptera; Aleyrodidae
Product: octopamine receptor beta-2R
Biological process (GO): positive regulation of MAPK cascade; adenylate cyclase-activating adrenergic receptor signaling pathway
Cellular component (GO): plasma membrane
Molecular function (GO): octopamine receptor activity
Source: RefSeq, a predicted model, not a curated record